Oncorhynchus gorbuscha (pink salmon) is the source of this 9020-nucleotide messenger RNA. RefSeq names its product laminin subunit gamma-1-like. Gene Ontology annotation, molecular function: extracellular matrix structural constituent. The coding region runs from base 277 to 5061 and encodes 1594 amino acids. NCBI's taxonomy places the organism in Eukaryota, Metazoa, Chordata, Actinopteri, Salmoniformes, Salmonidae. The record is from RefSeq and is a predicted model, not a curated record. The transcript is spliced from 28 exons.
GUCGGAUAUAGUUAUUUUCCUUCUGAAGUUUCUCCAUGGCGGUGGACACAAAGCACUGAGACCGUGGAAGUCUGCGUUAGGGCAAGGACAAUAAUUCUGGAAGGAACAAACGCAUUAUUAAGGAGAAGCAAUUGAAAGUUUUCCGUAUGGUUUUACUUGUUUUUAUCAAGAUUGCGGUAACUGGGUAGUUACCAAUAAGUUUAAAGUUCAACGGUGUAAUAGAGGGAUUCGUGUAGUUGUAGCUUAAGUUUGAAACGGCUUUUAGAAUAGCUGAGAAUGGGUUGGUUUAUUCAAGUUUUGUUUUCAUUUACUUGUUUGGCUGUCUUCAGCCACAGUGCUAUGGAUGAAUGCACUGACGAUUCGAGUCGUCCUCAGCGAUGCAUGCCAGAGUUUGUCAACGCUGCUUUCAAUGUCACUGUGGUAGCUACCAAUACUUGUGGCUCUCCACCAGAAGAAUACUGCGUACAAACCGGGGUUACGGGGGUCACCAAGUCGUGCCACAUUUGCGAUGCCAGGGAUCGCAGACAACACCACAGUGCUGUGUACCUCACCGAUUACAACAAUCAACAGGACACCACCUGGUGGCAAAGUCAAACUAUGUUAGCGGGCAUCCAGUAUCCACACUCAAUCAAUCUAACUCUUCAUCUUGGCAAGGCUUUCGACAUCACUUACGUGCGACUCAAGUUCCACACCAGCCGCCCAGAGAGCUUCGCCAUCUACAAGCGUACAAGUGAGGAUGGACCAUGGACGCCUUACCAGUACUACAGUGGCUCCUGUGAGAAGACCUACCAGAAGACCAACAGGGGCUUCAUCCGCACCGGACAGGACGAACAACAGGCCCUCUGCACAGACGAGUUCAGCGACAUCUCACCCCUGACUGGAGGAAACGUCGCCUUCUCCACCCUUGAAGGCCGGCCCAGUGCUUACAACUUUGACAACAGCCCAGUUCUUCAGGAAUGGGUGACUGCCACAGAUAUCAAAGUGACCCUGAACAGGCUCAACACAUUCGGAGAUGAAGUUUUCAAUGAUCCCAAGGUCCUGAAAUCCUACUACUACGCUAUCUCAGACUUUGCAGUGGGAGGAAGGUGCAAGUGCAAUGGCCAUGCGAGUGAGUGUGCGAAAAAUAACGGUUUCGGCAAGCCGGUUUGCAACUGCAAGCACAACACGGAGGGCGAUGACUGCAAUGUGUGCAAGCCGUUCUACAACGACCGUCCCUGGAGGAGAGCUACAGCCAAUAACCCUAACGAGUGUCUGCCAUGCAACUGUAAUGGCAAGAGUGCAGAGUGCUACUUCGACCCUGAGCUCUACCGUGCCACCGGCCACGGAGGACACUGCCGCAACUGUGCCGACUACACAGACGGGCCCAACUGUGAGCACUGCCUGGACAACUACUACAGAGACACAUCUGGCACCCGCUGCCUGCCCUGCAGCUGCAACCCAGUAGGCUCUCUGGCUACUCAGUGUGACAGCACAGGACGCUGCAGCUGUAAACCCGGUGUGAUGGGGGACAAGUGUGACCGCUGCCAACCUGGCUUUCACACGUUGACCGAAGCAGGCUGCAGACCUUGCUCCUGUAACCCUUCCGGAAGCACACAGGAGUGUGAUGUCCAGACAGGCCGUUGCCAGUGCAAGGACAACGUGGAGGGCUUCAGCUGUGACAGGUGUAAGCUGGGCUACUUCAACAUGGACCCGCAGAACCCUCAGGGUUGCACGCCGUGCUUCUGCUUCCAGCAUUCCUCUGUCUGUGAGAGCGCUGAAGGCUACAGCAUUGACACAGUCUCCUCCACCUUCGACCGAGAUGAUGAGCAGUGGACAGGCCAGCAGCGUGACGGCUCCAGUGUUUCAGUCCAGUGGUCCACUGGUGGGGAGAUCUCCCUCAUCUCCGAUGACUACUUCCCAAUGUACUUUGUGGCUCCAGAGCGAUUCCUGGGCAAUCAGCUGCUGAGCUACGGCCAGAACCUCACCCUGAACUUCCGGGUGGACAGGAGAGACACACGUCUCUCAGCCGAGGAUGUGGUUCUGGAGGGGGCUGGUCUCAGAGUGGCUGUGCCUCUCAUUGCUCAGGGAAAUGCCUAUCCUGGAGAGAACAUGCAGACGUUUGUGUUCAGGCUCCACGACAGCACAGACUACCCCUGGAGGCCCACCCUCACUCACUCAGAGUUCCAGAAGCUUCUGCACAAUCUGACGUCCAUUAAGAUCCGUGGCACCUACAGCGAGAAAAGUGCUGGUUACCUUGACGAUGUGAAGCUGAUCACGGCGAGGAGAGGUCCCGGGAGCCCGGCUCGCUGGGUAGAGAAGUGUACCUGCCCUCAAGGCUAUGUGGGACAACACUGUGAGAGGUGCGCCCUGGGAUACAGGAGGAGCAGACCAGACCUGGGGCCCUUCAGUUCCUGUGACUCCUGCAACUGUAAUGGACACAGUGACACGUGCAACCCCGACACAGGGAUGUGUGACUGCCUACACAACACAGCUGGGCUCAGUUGUGAGAGAUGUAAAGAUGGUUACUAUGGAGACUCCACUGUGGGGAGUUCCAGCGACUGCAAGCCCUGCCCCUGCCCUGGAGGAUCCACUUGUGCUGUUGUGCCCAAGACCAAGGAGGUUGUCUGCACCAACUGUCCUACUGGAACCACAGGCAAGCGCUGCGAGCUGUGUGAUGACGGUUUCUUCGGAGACCCACUGGGGGGGAACGGGCAGGUGAGGGUCUGUCGGGCCUGUAAGUGUAGCGACAACAUCGACCCCAACGCUGUAGGCAACUGUGACCGAGAGACCGGGGAGUGCCUCAAGUGUAUCUACAACACAGACGGCUUCUUCUGUGACCGUUGCAAAGAGGGCUUCUAUGGAAACCCGCUGGCCACCAACCCCAACGACAAGUGCAAAGCCUGCUCCUGCUCUCCAUAUGGCACAGUGGACAGACAAACCAGCUGUCUACAGGUCACAGGCCAGUGCCAGUGUUUCCCCCACGUCACCAACAGGGACUGCAGCGCCUGUCAGCCUGGCUUCUUCAACCUGCGGAGCGGAACAGGCUGUGAACAAUGCAACUGCAAUUCUAUUGGGUCCACCAACGGUCAGUGUGACAUCGGUUCCGGUCAGUGUGAAUGCCAGCCCGGCGUCACCGGUCAGCGCUGUGAACGCUGUGAGGUCAACUUCUUCGGCUUCGGAUUGUCAGGCUGCAAACCGUGCGACUGUGACCCUGAGGGCUCCUCGACAGCCCAGUGUAAAGAAGAUGGCCGCUGUGUGUGCCUUCCAGGCUUUGUGGGAGCCAGGUGUGACAUGUGUGAGGAGAACUACUUCUACAACCGCUCUACUCCCGGCUGCCAGCAGUGUCCGUCCUGUUACUCCCUCGUCAGAGACAAGGUGAACCAGCAGAGACAGAAGCUGCAUGACCUGCAGACUUUGAUUGACAACCUGGGCUCCAUGUCAGAGACUGUGAGUGACAAGGCGUUUGAGGACCGACUGAAGGAGGCAGAGAAAUCCAUCAUGGACCUACUGGAUGAAGCUCAGACCAGCAAAGAUGUGGACAAAGGCCUGCUGGUGCGCCUGGGGAAACUGAACAGCACACUGACCACUCAGUGGAAUCGUUUGCAGAACAUCAGGAACACCGUGGACAACACUGGAACCCAAGCCGACAAGGCCCGCAACCGGGUCCGAGAAGCCGAGAACCUGAUCGGCCUCGCCCGCGAGGAACUGGAUAAGGCCAAGGAUGCCAUCAGCAAACUGGACAUCAAAGCACCCUCCAUCAGUGGAGAUCCUAACAACAUGACCCUUCUGGCAGAGGAGGCUCGCAAUCUGGCCGACAAACAUAAAAUGGACGCGGAUCAAAUUGAGAAGAUCGCAAAAGAUGCCAAUGACACGUCCACCAAGGCUCUCAACCUGCUGACAAAGACUCUAGAUGGCGAGGGCAAGACCAACCAAGACAUUGAUGAGCUCAACAGGAAGUACAACGAGGCAAAGGACCUGGCCAAGAACCUGGAGAAACAGGCCAACAAGGUGCAUGCUGAGGCAGAGGAGGCAGGCGACAAAGCCCUGAAGAUCUACGCUAACCUGACAAGCCUGCCACCUUUCAACACCAAAUCACUGGAGGACGAAGCGAGCAAGAUCAAGAAGGAAGCGUCUGACCUGGACAAGCUGAUUGACAAGACCGAGAAAGAGUACAACGACUUGAGGGACGAUCUGCGAGGGAAGGAGACUGAGGUCCGCAAGCUGCUGGAGAAGGGCAAGACGGAGCAGCAGACUGCCGAUCAGUUGCUGGCUCGUGUCGAUGCUGCCAAGGCGCUGGCUGAGGAGGCCGCCAAGAAGGGGAGGACCACCUACCAGGAGGCCCAAGACAUUCUGGGAAAUCUGAGAGACUUUGACAAGCGGGUGAAUGACAACAAGACGGCAGCUGAGGACGCCAUGAAGAGAAUCCCAGAGAUCAACGCUACCAUCAUCGCGGCCAAUGAGAAGACCAAGCAGGCUGAGGGGGCGCUAGGCAACGCAGCUGCAGAUGCCAAGGAGGCCAAGAGCAAGGCAGAGGAGGCAGAAAAGAUAGCCAGCGCUGUGCAGAAGGGUUCUGCUAAGACCAAGGCGGAUGCAGAGAAGGCCUUUGAGGACACUAUGAUGCUGGAUGGGGAGGUGAACGGCAUGAUGGACCAGCUGAGUGCAGCCGAGGCAGAGCUGGCCAAGAAGAAAGCUGAGGCCGACCAGGACAUGAUGAUGGCUAGCAUGGCAUCGGACAAUGCGAAGGAAGCGGAGGACAACGCCCGCAAAGCCAAGAGUGCUGUCAGGACCGUUCUCAACACCAUCAACGACCUGCUCAAGUCACUGGGCAACAUUGACAAGGUGGACCUGAGCAAGUUGGGCUUGAUUGAGGGGUCACUGAAGCAGGCCAAGGACAAAAUGGCGAACAGCGACCUGGACCGCAAGCUGGCGGAGCUGAAUGAUGUGGCCAAGAGCCAGGAGGAGAUGAUCACCGACUACGACAGGCAGAUCAGGGAGAUCCGGUCUGACAUCGCCAACCUCAACGACAUCAAGAACACUUUACCUGACGGCUGCUUCAACACCCCAUCCCUAGAGCGACCUUAACCCCCUCUCUCUCCACCACCUGUACCAUCCUUCCUCAUAUCCCGUCUGUACCGCUCCUUCCUCAUAUCCCGUCUGUUCCGCUCCUUCCUCAUAUCCCGUCUGUUCCGCUCCUUCCUCAUAUCCCGUCUGUUCCGCUCCUUCCUCAUAUCCCGUCUGUACCGCUCCUUCCUCAUAUCCCGUCUGUACCGCUCCUUCCUCAUAUCCCGUCUGUACCGCUCCUUCCUCAUAUCCCGUCUGUACCGCUCCUUCCUCAUAUCCCGUCUGUACCGCUCCUUCCUCAUAUCCCGUCUGUACCGCUCCUUCCUCAUAUCCCGUCUGUACCGCUCCUUCCUCAUAUCCCGUCUGUACCGCUCCUUCCUCAUAUCCCGUCUGUACCGCUCCUUCCUCAUAUCCCGUCUGUACCGCUCCUUCCUCAUAUCCCGUCUGUACCGCUCCUUCCUCAUAUCACGUCUGUACCGCUCCUUCCUCAUAUCCCGUCUGUACCGCUCCUUCCUCAUAUCCCGUCUGUACCGCUCCUUCCUCAUAUCCCGUCUGUACCGCUCCUUCCUCAUAUCCCGUCUGUACCGCUCCUUCCUCAUAUCCCGUCUGUACCGCUCCUUCCUCAUAUCCCGUCUGUACCGCUCCUUCCUCAUAUCCCGUCUGUACCGCUCCUUCCUCAUAUCCCCCCUUCCUCAUAUCCCGUCUGUACCGCUCCUUCCUCAUAUCCCGUCUGUACCGCUCCUUCCCUCGUGUAACACUCGGGCAGAAUGCCACCUUUUUACCAAAACAUUUUUUUCUUUCUUUUUUUUUCUUUGCUUUGUCUUUGUUUGUCUUUCUUUUUUUUUUUUUUUACAAGAGAAGCUAAGUUUCAUGGUUUUAAAGAAAGAGAAGAAGCCGCUUUGACAUGCAGAAACGUGAAAUGAACUAAGGGCAGUCGACAAACAUGCAUCCAUUCUCCUUCGGUGCAGCAGGUUAGGAGAGGUGUGGCAUACCUCGCUCCCGAGUAAUGAAAACCCACAUGACUGCACCACCUCCAGACUUCCUACACUUCUACGUGGAGGACCGUUACACCGUCUUGUUUCAUCACAACCUAAACCACCCCGAAAGAAAACAAGGAGAAAUGUCCUCAGCCUUUUCCGAUGGGUGCAUGUCAUAUGAUAUAACAUUUGUUUUAUUUGAUAUGAUAUCUAACAAGUUAUCCUUACCCAUCAUUCUAGACCGAAGGGCAUGCUGGGAAUGGUUUGUCUGUGAGAUAUUUUUUAGCUAUAGGUAUUUUUCAACUUCCAGUACAUAUUUGCCAUCCUUGGUGUUAUCAACCAUUUGUUUAAAAAACAAGCAGUGAAGGAAUUCUCACAAGUUUAUACAUUUUGUUUGCCUUCAUUCGCUUCCAAAGCUACAUAUAUUGCAUGGAGAAAGUAUUCCUGUUAUUACACAUUUUUACAGUAUUCAACUCUACUGCACAUUCUGCUCCAUACCCACAUUAAAUAAUACUACAGUUUACUAUAGAAUACUACAGUACUUCGUAUAGAAUUCUGUAGUAAAGUGUAGUGUACUAAACUGUACUAUACUAUACUACACAUUGCACUACAGCAUUUCCCAAACUCUGUCCUCUGUCAUUUCCCAAACACAGCUGAUUCAAAUAAUCAACUCAUCAAGCUUGGAUUAUUUGAAUCGGCUGUGUAGUGCUAUGGCAAAAAUACAAAAAUGCACCCCUUGGAGUCUUCAGGACAGAGUUUAGGAAACGCUGCUGUAGUAUAUAACGAUCAUUGGCAGUACUUAUUAUAGAAUCGUGUAGUAUACUAUAGUAAAUACUACAGUAUACUAUGGACCACAAAAAUACUACAGUAAUAUCUGCAGAAACACUUCAGUAAUUACUGUAGUGUAUAUAUAUUACAGGAUUUAAUUUUUGUCUACCCUGCCCAUUCCCAUAUCCCAAUUUGUGGCACCAAUAAGUUACAAGCCUACGUUUGGUAUCGUAUAGAUUAUAUAUUGUGUUCCCUGCAGGUUAUAAAAAGGAGCAGAAGCUCUGAACUGUCUGUUCAGACCUCAGUCCUAUCUACCUACAGGUAUGGUAAAUUUUCUUUUGUGUAUUUUUCCAAGUAGGUUUCCUCAAGGAUAUCAUGUCAAAGAUAAUAAAACAAAAACAUUAUAGUAAAUACUACAGUUAUUUCUGCUAAAAACACUACAGUAAUUACUAAUAUAUACUAGUUUUUUCUUACUAGACUGUUUACUAUGAACAGUAAAUACUACAGUAUACUACAAUCAUGUCUGCAAAACUACAGUAAAUACUACAGUAUUCACUGUAUUUUUACACUACAUUCACUUUUCACUAGUCUUUUUUUCACUCUACUGAAUACUACAGUAAAGUCUCCAAAAACACUACAGGGAAUACUAUAGUAUUUAACGAUAGUAUACCUUAGUAUUUUUUCAUGUGGGCAUGCACAACUGAAACGCUGUUAAAUGAAACCAGCAAGUGGGUCUUUAAAAUGACUCUAUUUUUGACAUUUGAGACUGUCCUCUACCGCCCAGUGAAACAACAUGGUUAAAUAUAAUUGUGUGUAAAAAAAAAAAUAUAUAUAUAUAUAUAAUUAACACUACAAAUCUUGUUUUUUUUGUCUGAUGUUUUUUCCUCCCUAAGCUGCUGCUUAAAACAGGUGUAUUGCAAAUCACACAUUAAUAUUUUUUAAGACAAAAUUCUACACUAUGCAACUUUGUACAUUUUGCGUAGCAAGACUUUAUCUGAUACACUGGUGCUAAUAAUGAUUUCAAAUGUUAUAUUUUUGUGUGAAUGUUUUUUAUUAUGAUAUAGAGUGAGGAAAUAUUAUUUGUGUAAAUAUAUGCUUAAAUGAUUCAGGGCUGGCUGAUUGUUAAACCCAAGACCCAGCGGCCACCUCGUAUUGGUUCUAUCGCAAAAAAAUCAACAAACCUCCACAUAAUAUAUAAAUAUAUAUGAUAAGUUCUGUGGUAUAAUAUGCUUGCUUGUGUACAUGGCUCGGUGUUGUUGCCUCAUAGCUCUGCCAUUAUUAAUUUGUGUUUAAUUAUCUGUGGGUGGUCACCAAUUAAUUGAUGAAUGCUUUUAAAACGAGAUCAAAACAAUGCUUUUAAGACACCUUUAUCCUUGACUGAUAACUUCAGGACUGUGUGAGGGAUGGCCCUAAAAGAAGCCAUCGGUCUACAUUAAGCAUAUCGUUUCAUUUUACUGAAUUUAAAUCGACUCCCAAGAAAAUAGUAGUUCACCAUUUAGUGUUGUCUUCUUAUCUGGUCAAUAUUCACAUCACUUAGUUCCUAACGAGGGCGUCACGAUUAUCGCACACAUUACGUUUCAGACCAACAUUCUUUUCACACAUAAUUGUCUCCUCACACGUUCGCUACUCGGUGUCCUCGCAUUUCAGUAGAACAGCAGGGAUUUUGUUGAUGGGUCCAGAACAUCAGCCAGCCAGCCAGCCGCGAUACAGUAAAUGAAUAGGUUAUAACCUGGAGACCACUCAUCCUUCCCAUUCAACAUCUCUCACCCUCAAUACACCAAUACUCACUCCUUUCCUUAGCCUGCCUUCUAUCAUGUUAUUUGUUGGAUAGUUGUUAGCUAACCUUUUACCCACAAUUUUAUAGAUGUGGCAGCGGCUAAAACGAUGUACACUGCAUUGAACCAUCUUCUGCCGUCUCUUAACCCUCCAGGCUACCACACUGCUGUGGAAGAAUGUGCAGCACAUACUGUUUGAUGUAUAAAACAGUAUUUCUAAUUUAUAAUGUACUCAAGUAUUUGUAUUAUUUUGUUGCAGUAGAUGAUGAUAUGUAUGUGUUGCACAAUCUUGUUGUGGUCAUUUGGCUAUGGAGGGCAUGUUCUGUUGUACAAUAUAAUACAAAGGCACCAAUUCACUGCAACGUUUAAUUUGUGAGGACCUGAGAAAACCCUGUUUGUGACCCAAUUGCCUGUAAAUCCAAUCGUAACAUUUUAAAUAAUAAAACAAAUAUUACAGGAA